CCCAGCCCAGCUCGGCUUCACCUGGCACACGUCGGCACAGCUCGGCACAGCUCGGCUCGACCAUGCCGCGGUUCAGCGUGGCUGAGACCAGGCGGUGGGGAGAUCAGUUCGUGCAGUUCCUGCAGGACACGGGCCGGCAGCAGGAGCGUCAACGGGAAACUCUGCGGAUCAUCUACAACGUGGAGUUCCGGGGCAGGACUGACACAAAGAUUCCCAACUUCUCCUCCACUUUGUAUGCCCUGAGGCUGACCCAUCGGGCAGUGGUGCAGGGGCAGGUGGUGGAAUUCAAGAAGGUGAAGAGGCGCGUGGUGGUGGCAGACCAGUACCGGAGACCCAGGGCAGAUGCACAGACAUCAAAGCCCACCUCUGGCUCGGGGCAGCAGCCCAGCUCCACUGCACAGACGCCCCAGAGCUACGCCCAGCGGCGCGCCGAGCACAUCCGUGGGAAGCACGGCGUGGACAUCGUCUCGGAGCACGACCAGGGCAACGGGGAGAUCCGCUUCCCGGUGACGAGGGGCAAGGCCCGGGUGAUCUCUGUCACGGUGCAGAACCGCGGGGCGCAGGCGGUGACGCUGCGGCGGCUCCUGCCAAGCUGCCGGUCCCGCGUGCUCUCCUUCAGCGACCAGCAAGGGGUGACACAGGGACAGUCUCUGGUGCUCCACCCAGGUGCCACGUACCCCAUCCAGGUGCGGUGCCUCACCAGGAGGAACGGGCACUUCCCCGCCAUGCUGGUGUUCGAGUUCAUCAAGGAGCCGGACGAGCCCUUCAGCAUCUCACGCUACGUCACUGCCAUCGCCCAGAGCCAGCUGGCCAAGGACCUGGGGCCCUCGGCACCCUACCAGCCUUACCAGGACAGCCUCCAGCGCCCUGUCACUGUCAUCACCGAUGAAGGCUUCCCCCCCAACAGCUCCCUGAAAAACGAGCUGGAGAGGGAAAUCCCUCUGGACACCUACCAGUACCCAAAGAACCUCAAGCACACGAUCCUGCUCGGACCCGACACCAGUGCCGGCUCCAACUGGACUGACAUGUGCUCGCUGCUGGAAGCACCUCUGCAGGCUGACAACUACCAAGAGAAGUUCCAGCUGCUGCUGUACCUGGAGGAGAUCCAGAUGGAGGUGGACAUCCGGCGCUACGACAUGCAGGACGUGACCAUGGUGCAGGACAGGGGCCUGCUGGUCCUCAGUGUGCCCGGCGUGACCGAGAACCGCCCGUCCGUGCUGAGGGGGGACCACCUCUUUGUCCACCCGAGCAGUGAGCGGAACCGCUCCCCGCUCGUCCAGUACAAGGGCUACGUGCACAGCGUGGAGCUGGAUAAGGUCAAGCUGGGCUUCUCCCGCAAGAUGCUGAGUAAGUUUGUGAACAACCUCAAGUUCGACGUGACCUUCACCUUCAGCCGGCUGCCGCUGCAGGUCCAGCACCGGGCUGUGGUCCUGGCCAUGCCCCGCGGCUUGUCCAGCCUCCUCUUCCCCUCCGCCUCCUGCAACAUGUCCCUCUUCCCAGGCCCCUUCCAGCCCCGGUGGUUUGACCGCAAACUGCAGGCGAACGAGGAGCAGUGCAGGGCCGUGACCCACAUCGUGACGGGGAUGUCCCGGCCGGCCCCCUACCUCAUCUUUGGCCCCCCCGGCACCGGCAAGACGGUCACUGUGGUGGAGGCCAUCAAGCAGGUGUGGACGUGCUUCAAGGACGCUCGGAUCUUGGCCUGCGCCCCUUCCAACAGCGCCGCAGACCUGCUGUGCCAGCGCCUCAUCGUGGACAUCGCCCCUCGGAACAUCUACAGGCUCAUCGCCAGCUCCAGGAACUACAGGGAGGUGCCCGCUGAUAUCAGGCCCUGCUGCAACUGGGAUGACGAGCAGAGCGUCUACGUGUACCCGAGCAAGGAGUACCUGAUGCGCUACCGCAUCCUCGUCACCACGCUGGUGCCAGCAGGAAGGCUGGUGUCAGCCAACUUCCCCCCUGGGUUUUUCACCCAUGUCUUCAUCGACGAGUGUGGCCACGCAGUAGAGCCCGAGAGUGUGGUUGCCAUCGCCGGGCUCCUGACUCCCAUGGACGAGAAGACCAACCCCAAAGGGGGGCAGCUGGUGCUGGCAGGAGACCCCAAGCAGCUGGGCCCUGUCCUGACCUCCCCACUGGCCAUGGAGCAUGGCUUGGGCACCUCGCUGCUGGAGAGGCUGAUGCUGCACAACCCCCUGUACCAGAAGUCCAGCGAAGGAUACGACCCACAGUUUGUCACCAAACUGCUCUGCAAUUACAGGUCCCACGAGGCCAUCCUCAGGAUCCCCAACGAGCUCUUCUACGACAGCGAGCUGAAGGCGUGCGAGGGUGACGGGCUGGAUGUCCGGAAUUUCUAUUGCAACUGGGAGGAACUUCCCAAAAAAGGCUUCCCCAUAAUCUUCCAUGGGGUCUGUGGGGAAAACCAGAGAGAGGAGAAGAGCCCCUCGUUCUUCAACACGUCUGAAAUCGAGGUGGUGGUCGACUACCUCAAGAAGCUGCUGCAGAGCCAGGGCAAGAAGGGCUGUCCCACUGUGUCCCCCAAGGAGAUCGGCAUCAUCUCUCCCUACAGGAAGCAGGUGGAGAAGAUUCGGAGAGCCAUCACUUCCCUGGACCCCGUCCUGAAGAAGCUGGCGGACAUCAACCAGCUGAAGGUGGGCUCCGUGGAGCAGUUCCAGGGCCAGGAGCGGCGCAUCAUCCUCAUCUCCACCGUGCGCAGCUUCAGCACGAACCUGUGGUUCGACGAGACCUUCAGGCUGGGCUUCCUCAAGAACCCCAAGAGGCUCAACGUGGCCCUCACCAGGGCCAAGGCUCUGCUGAUCGUGGUGGGCAACCCGACCGUGCUCAGCGAGGACGAGCACUGGAACAGGUUCCUCACAUACUGCAAAGAAAACGGUGGCUACACAGGAUACCCCUCCGAGGAUGAGGGCACAGACCAGGACAGACUCAUUGACGGCCUCCAGGGGCUGCGGCUCAACAAUUAACAGCCAGCUCAGGGGCCAGUUCUGCCAUGAGGUUUCUCUGCGGGAAACCCACGUGGGAAAGGAGGAGAAGCCCAGUGAAGCUCCAUCCCCCUCAGCCUGUCCCCUGGCCUGCAGCAGCCCUUGCACUCCCCCUGCCUCCGUGCCUUCCUGCAGAGCUGGGGCUGAACCCACCGGACCAGAGGAUACUGCUGAGCCUUUUCUGGCAGCCAGGAGCCCUGGCACAGACCACAGAGCAACCCCCUCCCCUUACAGAGCGGGACCACCCAAGGACUGGACUGGGACCAUUCUCCAUU
Molecule: messenger RNA, 3265 nt
Organism: Myiozetetes cayanensis
Lineage: Eukaryota; Metazoa; Chordata; Aves; Passeriformes; Tyrannidae
Gene: MOV10
Product: Mov10 RISC complex RNA helicase
Exons: 22
Coding region: 63-2972 (969 amino acids)
Molecular function (GO): 5'-3' RNA helicase activity; RNA binding
Source: RefSeq, a predicted model, not a curated record